Molecule: messenger RNA, 909 nt
Organism: Callorhinchus milii (elephant shark)
Lineage: Eukaryota; Metazoa; Chordata; Chondrichthyes; Chimaeriformes; Callorhinchidae
Product: oligodendrocyte transcription factor 2
Biological process (GO): myelination; oligodendrocyte cell fate specification; neuron differentiation
Molecular function (GO): DNA-binding transcription factor activity; protein dimerization activity
Source: RefSeq, a predicted model, not a curated record
AGACGAAUGGAUUCCGAUGCAAGUUUGAUCUCAAGCCAACCCUCAUCCCCGGAGACCGACGACCUCUUCCUCUCGGGUCGGGGGCGGCGUGGUGGUGGUGGCGGCGGCGGGGGGGGACGACGACGACGACGACGACCACCAUCACCACCACCGCCAUCACCACCACCACCACCACCGGCGCGGGAGGGGGUCUUGAGCGAAGAGCAGUUGGCGUUGGGCUCGAAGGAAGCCGCCCUGAGGCUCAAGGACAAGAAACAGAUGAGCGAACCCGAGCUGCAGCAGCUCCGGCUGAAGAUCAACAGCCGAGAGCGCAAGAGGAUGCACGACCUGAACAUCGCCAUGGACGGGCUGAGGGAGGUCAUGCCCUACGCCCACGGCCCGUCGGUCAGGAAGCUGUCCAAGAUCGCCACCCUCCUCCUGGCCAGGAACUACAUCCUGAUGCUCACCAACUCCCUGGAGGAGAUGAAGCGGCUGGUGAGUGAGAUCUACGGUGGGCACCAUCACCACCACCACGCGGCCGCCGCCCACGCCCACGCCCACGCGGCCGCCGCCGCCGCCGCCGCCGGCUUCCACCCGUCGUCGGUCUCCUCCUCCUCCUCCGCCGCCGCCGCCGCCCACGCCGCCGCCUGCGUCGGGAGUGCGGGUGUCGGCGGUGUGGGUGUGGGCGGCGUCGGGGCCAUCAGGUCCCCCCCGUCUCACGCCCUCCUCAAGUCGGCCUCGGCUCCUCUGGGCCCCGGGGGGUUCCAGCAGUGGGGCGGGAUGCCCUGCCCGUGCGCCAUGUGCCAAGUGCCGGCGCCUCACCACCUCCCCGGCCUGGCCCCGGGCGGCGGCGCCUCGCGAUUGGCCUCCGAGAGCAAGUGAAACGGUUUCGCUUCAGCCCUCGAGCGUUAACAUUGCUCUCUCAACCUC